AUGUCUAUUCCUACUGCUGCUGUCCAUGAUGCUGCAUGCAUCUUUUGCAAGAUUCUUAAAAAGGAAAUCCCAUCAUUUAAAUUGAUUGAAACUGCUCACUCUUACUCUUUCUUGGACAUUCAACCAACUGCAGAAGGACAUAUUUUAGUUAUUCCAAAGUAUCAUGGUGCCAAAUUACAUAACAUUCCAGAUGAAUAUCUUGCUGAUAUUUUACCUGUUACCAAGAGGUUAGUAAAAUUGCUUGAUUUAGAUAUUGACGGUGAUGUACCAGGUUACAAUGUUCUACAAAACAAUGGUAAGAUUGCUCAUCAAGAAGUUAAUCAUGUUCAUUUUCAUUUGAUUCCAAAGAGAGAUAAAGAAACCGGCCUAAUUGUUGGUUGGCCUGCGCAAGAGACAGAUUUUGAAAAGACAGGUAAGUUACAUGCUAAGUUGUUAGAAAAAUUGAAUCAAUGA
This is a messenger RNA of Arxiozyma heterogenica, 453 nucleotides long. RefSeq names its product adenosine 5'-monophosphoramidase. The record is from RefSeq and is a predicted model, not a curated record. Gene Ontology annotation, molecular function: catalytic activity. Bases 1 to 453 code for a protein of 150 amino acids. Gene Ontology annotation, biological process: nucleotide metabolic process. The transcript is spliced from 2 exons. Lineage: Eukaryota; Fungi; Ascomycota; Saccharomycetes; Saccharomycetales; Saccharomycetaceae.